UGAAAAGUGAGGGUGAGACACACAUAGCACUGUUGGACCUGAAGAUGGCCUUUCUUCAGACCAAUAAGGAUCUCGUUGCUACAGGAAUAAAGGAAUUUAACAUUCUGCUAAAUCAGCAGGUGUUCUCUGAUCCUGCCAUCUCUGAAGACGCCAUGGUGAUUGUGGUGAAUGACUGGGUGAACUUCUACAUCAACUAUUACAAGAAGCAGAUGGUGGGGGAACAGCAAGAGCAGGAAAAGGCAGUGCAGGAACUUCGGCAGGAGCUGGAUACUCUGUCCGCCUCUUUCCUGGACAAAUACAGGAACUUCCUGAAGUCCUUGUGAGCACCCGAUGACACACUGCCUUCCUCCUAGCCGGGAGACCCAGGCUUGUCUAAGACCCUGAAAUUCUGCCUCUGUGUUCUUCAAGUCCCCAGGCUCUGCUCUUUCAUGGUGUUCCUGCACCCUGACACCUCAAUAAAGACCAGUACUGGUUUUGGUGGU
Messenger RNA from Hippopotamus amphibius kiboko, 482 nucleotides. It is a transcript of the gene AHSP, whose product is annotated as alpha hemoglobin stabilizing protein. Gene Ontology annotation, biological process: protein folding; protein stabilization; erythrocyte differentiation. Gene Ontology annotation, cellular component: cytoplasm. Gene Ontology annotation, molecular function: hemoglobin binding. NCBI's taxonomy places the organism in Eukaryota, Metazoa, Chordata, Mammalia, Artiodactyla, Hippopotamidae. The transcript is spliced from 3 exons. Bases 45 to 323 code for a protein of 92 amino acids. The record is from RefSeq and is a predicted model, not a curated record.